UGUCGAGAAGUGAUAAUAAUUCAUAUAAAAUGCAUAGCAGACGCCACUUCAGCAUAGUUUGGUAAUAACCAACAAAAACAGCAGACAUGAAGUUCCUAUUAAUCGCUGCUGCCUUAGUCGCCGUUGCUGUGGCAGGCCCCACUCGGUUCCUGCCGAUCCAUGUUGGCCCCGCCAUUGUAGAAGACCAGUUUGAGCCUAUCCACAUUGGCCCCGCUGUCAUCCCCGACGGGCAAUACCAACCUAUCCAUGUUGGACCUGCUAUAAUUGAAGAGCCUAGCAUCGUGCCUUCCCCUAUUAUCAUCGAUGAUGGACACAUCGUGCCUUCUCCUGUGAUCGUCGAUGAUGGACCCAUCGUGCCUUCCCCUAUCAUCAUUGAUGAUGGACCCAUCGUGCCCUCCCCCGUCAUCGUCGACGAUGGUGAGUUCCACCCAAUCCACGUUGAGCCAGUUAUCAUUGAAACCCCUGCUGAGAGCCAAGCCAGUGCUCCUCUGGUGCAGAUUAUCUUGAACAUCAACACCGCCCAGAUUGCCCCUGGUCAGGCUAUCAGCAUCGAAGGAGCUGAGCCAAUUGUUCCUGGACCCAUCACCAUUGUCGGCCAGCCUGAAGUAGUCCCUGCACCCAUCACCAUCGUCGACCAGCCUGCAGUGGUCCCUGAACCUAUCAACAUUGUCGACCAGCCCAGCCCUGUCAUCAUAGUGGACGCUUAAGAUCUGUAUAGGUCAGGUAAUAAAUAAAAUUAUACUUACCUCUAGCAUCA
Messenger RNA from Ostrinia furnacalis (Asian corn borer), 757 nucleotides. Its product is annotated as KH domain-containing protein 3-like. NCBI's taxonomy places the organism in Eukaryota, Metazoa, Arthropoda, Insecta, Lepidoptera, Crambidae. The record is from RefSeq and is a predicted model, not a curated record. Bases 87 to 707 code for a protein of 206 amino acids. The transcript is spliced from 2 exons.